Molecule: messenger RNA, 38493 nt
Organism: Pomacea canaliculata
Lineage: Eukaryota; Metazoa; Mollusca; Gastropoda; Architaenioglossa; Ampullariidae
Biological process (GO): heterophilic cell-cell adhesion; cell communication; neuron development
Cellular component (GO): neuron projection; membrane
Molecular function (GO): cell adhesion molecule binding; protein heterodimerization activity; protein homodimerization activity
Source: RefSeq, a predicted model, not a curated record
AGGAGGUGGUGGGAGAAUUGCAGUGAUUGCCGCAACCUUCAACUCCUUCCGUGGUGACAUGACAUCAGAGGGUGGGGAUGGCAUCAAUUGUGGCGCCUCUGGAACAGUGUACUUAAAGCAGAAUGACAAUGGUGUCCUGAAGCACUCCGUCAUGACAGACAAUGGUGGGAAGACCUGCAGGGGAGUUUACACCAUUGCUGCAUGGAAAGAUUUGUCUGUACCAUUCCACCUGAAUAUUAGAGGGGGAAGCUCUGUGAAAUUCCAGGUUGAAAGCACUCCUAAUCAGCCUUUGCAAAUAAGCUACAUUGAUGGGGACUACACAGGGGUACUUGUGCUACAAGACCAGCAGUAUGCUAGGAUAGCUACAUCAUAUGGAACGCAGCAUGCAUUUGCUCUGAAAUGCAAACUUGAGGCACAGAAGGGCAGCAUGGUGACCCUCCCAUCCAAGCUCUUACUGACAGACUUGUACAGCUCUGACAAUGACUCUGUCAGUUUGAAUGUCUCUGGUCGUGUGUUGGGAUUGUCAGAGCUUGUGGUAGCAAAUGGAGGACAGGCAUUUUUCAGUCUUGAAUCACAGAAUGGCAUUGACUCCUCACGCAUUGGAGCCCCUGGCUCACUUUUGCUGACAUCUGUAUAUGUGACGCAUGGGGGGACCCUGAUGCUGGGUCUGGAUCGUUUGUCACAGUUCUCCUUGCAAGUGCUUCAAGAAUUGGAUGUAGAGUUUGGGGCAAGAUUAUGGGGAGAAUUCUUACCCUUGUUGCACCCUCUGCCAGCAUUGCCUUUGGUGGGGAGGUAACCAGCACAGGACAAGGGCAGCCACCACGUAAAGGUGGUGUGGAUGGAGGAAGUCAUGGUGGCAAUGGGGGAUCCACAUCCUUGCCUGUCUUGCCUGAUACUCUGUUCAAUGUCAGUUCUUCCGGACAAGGGGAAAUAGUCCAGCAGGUAACGAGGAUAGCAAGGGAGGAGGCGGAGGUGGUUUCAUCAGAAUUUCAGUUGACAAUACCUUCACUCUACAUGGUGUCAUCAGCAGCAAUGGUGCGGAAGGAGUGAAUGGAGGCAGUGGUGGUGCAGGUGGUAGUGUUGUCAUUGUGACUGAGAAUUUCCUAGGUGAAGGGCAAGUUCAAGUAGCAGGAGGUGAUGGCGACACUACAAGCACAGCAAACAGUGCUGGCGGCGGUGGUGGUGGCAGAAUAUAUGUGGACAUCAAGAACUACAACAAUUUUACAGGAAGUUACAUCACACAAGGAGGAUCAUCACUGUCACAGGCAGGUGGUGCGGGAACAGCUUUGGUCAGUGAGUUCAGAAUGGGAUUUCUCAACCUGUUUAUCAGUAACACAGGUGCAGAUGGGAGUAGCUUUGCAGAAACAGUCCUUGACCUUGUUCCAGGCACUACAACCUUCACAAACCUCAUCCUGGGUCAAAAUGUGCAGCUGGAAAUUUCCACACCUAAUCUGUACUUAAUUGCUCAAGAGAUCUCAUGUGAGCAAGGCACAACAGUGUUUAUCCAUGAUAAGGUCAUUUUCAGUGCAGACGUCAACAAGAAUGAGACUCGUUUGGCAUGCAGCUUUGAUGUCAGUGAACAAGCAGAGCUGCGGCUGCCAAACACUGUUGAACUGCUGGGAGCUAGGAAUAGAUUUGAUGGUCUUCUCACUAACAUUGGGACAAUGGUGAUUGCACCUUACCAGUAUGCAGAAUUUUCAAGCAAAACCCGAACAGCUCUUUAUCGAAAUGGACAAUACCUUGUUCCUACACAGCCAGGUGCAUACCGAUUUGCUAAAUUCAUUAUCAUGGAUCAUGGCUCUGCCUUGUUUCAGGCCUCAGGUCUCAGGCUGAACUUGGGUACCAUGGAAUUGCAUUAUGGAGCAAUGCUUAAGGCAGAGCGACUGUUGAUGGACAGCAAUGAUGUUCUUCUCAGACCUGGGUCCCAGCUACUUUUGACUGGCACUGGAUAUGGUGCUGGCCAGGGACCUGGCGCUGGAAAGAAUGGCACAACCAUGGGUUCAGGAUCAGGCUAUGGGUCAGAUGGAGGCCAUGCAAUAAAUAGCAGUAUUGUCAUGGUUGGUGGAUCAGCCUAUGGACAAACACGCCGCCUGGACUUGCCUGGAAGUGGGGGAGGCAGUUCUCUUAGUGGAAGAGGUGGCUCUGGAGGAGGUCUUCUCAAUAUCACUGUUAACAAACUGCUUCUUAUUGAGGGAAAAGUGGAGGUGAAUGGAGAGGCAGGUCAGGGGUCAGGUGCUGGAGGUGGCAGUGGAGGUACUGUGCUUAUCAACACACUUGCCAUGCAAGGUCAGGGUUCCAUUUCAGCUAACGGAGGACCAGGAAAUGAAACUGGAGGAGGAGGUGCAGGUGGCCGCAUUGUAAUCACAGUUGGGGAGAGCUCCGGCUUUUUGGGCACAAUUACCGCUUUUGGCUCAGGAGGUGGAGUCAGUUUUCCUCACAUCAGAGCUGGACCAGGCACAGUGUACAUCAAUGACAACAUUCUGAUGGGAGGGUCAUCAAAACACACUCUUCUCGUUAGUGGUGAUCUAGUGGACGGAAGUCAAGAGCAAACUUAUGUUCAGGUCACUGGAUCUGGAGCAAACGAUUUUGAUUAUGAUGUGGUUAAUAUAACAGGCUUUGCUCACAUGAAUUUUGGGACAUCAUCAGAUAGAACAGAGCUGAGAGUAAAACAUCUGCAAGGUGACAAAACUGGCUGGUUGCAUGUUCAAGCAGGUCAGACCCUGCGUGCACAAAUCACAGAAGGUCUUCAGGGUUCCCUCGUCACAUCUGUAAACCUGGAGGUAGCCAUGAAUGCAACUUUGCAUGUGCCACUUAACAUGACCGUAGAUGGAACUUCCCUCAUUCUUGGGGGUCUGGUCACUUUCAACAACUUAAUUCUGGAAGAAAAUGCGGUUUUGCAGCUGAAGAAAUCAUCACAAACUGGGUCUUUUGAACAAGGUUCAUACCGGCCUACAAGCAAACCUGGCUGUUACCUACUGGGGCUGAUUGUUCUUAAGCAUCACGCAGUUUUUGAGCCAGAAGCUGAUCUGUGCCUAGAAGUUGGUCUGUUUGAAAUGAAACGUUAUGUCAGUCUCAAUGCUUCCACGAUGGACGUACGGGCUGGAACAAUUAUCCUUCAGAGACAGGCUCACCUGAAUGUAAAAGGACAGGGCUCUGGCCUGGGCAUCCCCACAACAGCCAAUGGUUCCAACAGCAAUGGUGGUGCCCAUGCAUCAGAAGGAGGAGUUUCUCCACAGCAGGGCACAGACAAUGCAGCAGUUCCAUUUGGUUCCAUCUAUGAACCCCGCAGUCCUGGUGGCUUCAGUGGUGGAAAGGUGGCUGGUGGUGGUGUGGUUUUUCUGCAGGCCGAUGAAAUUGUGCUUGAUGGUGUAGUGGAUGCAAGUGGGGAGAGUUCAGUCACCUCUGGAGGAGGAGGGGCAGGGGGAAGUGUUCUACUGCAAGUGAAAAACAUGCUGAAAGGAUUUGGAACGGUUCAGGCAAAUGGUGGAAAUUCUGCUGGCAAUUAUUCAGGGGGUGGAAGUGGGGGACGCAUUGCUGUAUACACAGGUGAAUCUUUAUUCAGUGGCACGUUCUCUAGUCAUGGUGGAAUUGUGACAUCUAAUAAUGCUGAAAACCAAACUGGUGGUCCUGGUUCCAUCUACCUGAGAACUGGUAGCAGUCAAGAUAAUAUUGUAGAGAGUCUUACUGCAGACAAUACUGGUGGACAGAAGGUGUUCUAUCUGACCUUGGAUGAGACAGCAGAUGACCUAGACUUUGACAUUGUGACCCUGAAAGACUUUGCUAAAUUACAACUCAAACCCAAUGAUGGAAGAAACAAAACACUCAACAUAAGGAAAAUCAUUGGCGAUGGCACUGGGCUGAUACGCAUGCAGAAUGGCCAUCGAGGCACACUUGAACGCUACCGCUAUGGCAACUUAACACACUCAAAACUGGAAAUCAAUCUAGAACUGCACAAUGGUGGGCAGUUUAUAUUGUCCCAGUCAGUGACAAUUCUUGGACUGGCAUCUACAGCCCUUGAUUUAAAUGGAGUCUUGCAAGGAGUCCUCAACAUGGUCAUUGGACCCUUGCGUCGUGUCCGCAUAGGAAAAUUUGCUCAAAUUGUGCCUAUUCAAGUAACAAACUUCAGCAGCCAAGCCAAAGUAACAUUUGCUAGUUUGCAGCUUGAUCCAGGAAGCUCAGUGGACUAUGAUCCAGACACAGGUGCACAGAUGGUAGUAGGAAAGGUGAGUCUCAAAUUUGCCUCUGCCCUACGAGCAGACUUCGUUGAUCUUUCUUGCUCCUUCCUGGAUCUGGAAUUGGAAGCCAUCCUUUCCAGUGCUGCUGCAAGCCGUCCAUUAUCAACCACCAUUGACUCAGAACAAGGCUCUUCUCCAUGCACUUCCACAGUCUGUCCUGGAGCUGGUCAUGGAGGCCAGGGUGGAAUGUCUUCAGGUGGUUCCCAUUAUGGAUCUGUAUAUAGACCCCUUUUACCAGGAAGCAAAUCCAACCCUUCUGGUGGGCAUGGAGGUGGAAAAAUGCACCUGCGUGUUGGUAGCACUCUCAUCAAUGAUGGGGAGAUAUCUGUUAAUGGAAGUUCCAGCACACAUGGUGGUGGAAGUGGUGGCAGCAUCUUGAUUGAGACCUACUUCAUUGAUGGAUAUGGUGUCAUCUCCAGUAUGGGUGGGGGAGGAAAAGGAUCCAGUGGCUCAGGUGCAGCAGGGCGCAUUGCCUUACAUAUAAAGUCAGAGAACACAUUUCAAGGCUCUUUCAUGGCAUACAGUGAGAAAGCAGAUGUUGCUGCAAACACUGGAGCAGCAGGCACUGUGUACAUCAAAGAUGUAGUAAAGAAAUUUGAGCGGCAGAGACUUUUGGUGAACAACCAAGGUGGGCCAGUUAACAGGUUUGCAGUUGUAGAAGAGGGUUCAAAUGUGACAGCAUUCCAGUUUGAUCAGAUGGAAAUCUUACGUCAGGCAUCACUCCAUUUUAUCAGCUCAAGUUCAGUGUCCAUUGAUGUGCGAGUACUGAGUGGGGACCGGACAGGACUGAUUCACAUUCAUGAAAAACAGAAGCUCAUUUCUGAAUAUGAGGAGUCACGACUCAAGGCAUUCACAACUGGCAUGAAUUUUAUUGUGGAUGAAGGAGGGGAGAUAAUUUUCCCAGCUUUUAUGUAUGUUUAUGGUGAUCACGAUCAUGCAGUGCAGUGGUUUGGCCAGCUGACAGGCAUAUCCUUGCUUGUGAUUGGUCAGGACAAGUCUGUACUGUUAGGUGCCAAAGCACAUACUGCUUACAUCCAAAAUGGAACAUACCUGUACAUCAAUUCUAAUGGUAAUCUCACCUUUGGAACCCUGGAUCUGCGAGGCAACUCAACAAUGAAGUGGGAGAAAGAUCUUCCCAUGGUUGCUGAGAUUGGCUUUGUAGAAGUGCGCUAUAAAGCAGCCAUCUUAGCAGAGAGUGUGCAGCUGAGGGUCAGCCGCAUCAAUGUGGAGGCUGGUGCUACUAUCACCACGGCAGCCUUCAACAGAUCAUCAGAUACUUUGGAAUCUUCAGAAGGCGGAGGUGUCAGUGUGACAACCUCGUGCUGCGGUACAGGUGCAGGGCAUGCCAGUCAUGGUGGUGGCAGUUAUAACAGUGACAACAGUCUGUCCACGCCUGGUGGGAAAUACUAUGGUAGUCUCUAUUACCCAAGCCUCAGAGGAAGUAGUGGUGGCGCCAGUGGUGCAGCAGCACCAGGGCAGGGAGGUGGUGUCAUUAGCCUCACUGUGGGAGGUAGAGCAUUUGUUGAUGGCAACAUCAUGGCCGAUGCUUCUUCUGGAACCAUGAAUGCUGGUGGUGGCAGUGGUGGGAGUGUGCUCAUUGUUGCUGACAUCUUUGAAGGCUAUGGGACUGUGUCUGCAAAUGGCGGAGCAGGGUUUGGAGGGGGUUCUGGAGGGAGGAUUGCUGUGCAUACAAAGACUGCCAACCAUUUCAGUGGACAGCUUACUGCCAAAGGAGGAGAAGGUAAGGGUCCUUACCUGGCUCAUGGUGGCCCUGGUUCUGUCUACAUCGAAGAAACUCAGUAUGGUUUUCCCUACAGAAAAUUCUUCCUGGACAAUGAUGAUCAUCACUGGGAUCAAUACUACACCCUGGAUGAAACCCAGAAAAAUGAAUAUUUUUUCCAUGAGUUGCACCUGAAUCAGAAUGCCUCCCUGCAGAUGGUUGCAGGCAAGCCACAGAAUCUAACAGUGGUGAAAGUGAUUGGUGACCGAACUGGCCGCAUCCAUCUCCAUGCAAACCACACAGCACGUGUGGAAGAGGACCAGCCACUGACGAAAAUGCCAAUUAAUCUCUGGGUAGAUCGCUCUGCUCGUGUUUAUCUGUCAACGCUUGUGUACAUUUUUGGCAUUGGACAGAUUGCUUUCAAAUGGGAAGGGGAAGUGAUUGGUGUGAGGCACCUGAGAAUUGUACCUGGCAGAAAUAUUGAGUUUGGUAGCCAGGCACAAACAAGCUUUGUGGAGGAUGGUUCUUAUGUACCAGGGACUCCUGGAUGGUUCCGUUUUGGAAGCUUUGAACUUGGCUUUGGAGCAAACAUUGCUCUUCCUCCUCCUCAAGGGCUGCGUCUAACUGUUGGAUUCCUGGAUGUUAAGUAUAGCGCCAGUUUUACAGCAUACAACAUGACAAUAGAGGCAUCCAACUUCUUCCUUGAACCUCUAGCAAGAAUGAUAAGUACUGCGAUGGUCACUGGUGGCACUGGCCAUCCUUUGCUCAGUGGAGUGGGAGCAGCCCAUGCAGCAGCAGGGGGAGAAAAUGCUAACCAUGAGAACAACACUUGGACAUACGGUUCAUUGUAUGAGCCACAUGAGAGUGGGAGCCAAGGAGGAGGAGCACAAGGAGGUCUUGGCGGAGGAGUUAUGCGAGUGACCGUGGGAUCCAUCCUACAGCUGGACGGCAGCAUGCUUGUCGAUGGUGGUUCUGGCACUGGCAAUGAUGGUGGGGGAGGCAGUGGUGGCUCAGUGUGGAUUACUGUUGGUGACUUGCGUGGUCAUGGACUUGUUAGCUCUGUUGGAGGCAAGGGAAGUGGUAGUGCAGGUGGUGGGAGUGGUGGACGCAUCGCCGUACAUGCUGGCUACUCCAACGACUUCCUGGGGCAGUUAGAGGCCCAUGGAACACCAGGUGGUGGGGACAUGGGAGGUCCAGGCACAGUCUUCUUUGAAGAGCGGCUGACUAAGACUGUGUGGCAGAGUCGCCUGUACAUUGAUGGCCAAGGUCUUAAGAAGCCAAAGCCUAUCAUUCUAUCAGAGAUCAAUCCACGCAUUGCCCGAGAAAAUUUAACCAUAGAAGAUGACAAUGGAGCUCAUGUACACUUUGACCAUCUUUUGCUGAAAAACAGAGCGCAGAUUGAGCUACAGAAGGACAGCUCAACAAUUGCAUCUGCAAACUUCAGAGAUCUGUUUGGAGAUGGCUCUGGCUACAUCAACAUCCAGCCUAAUCAUACAGUCUUUGUGUCUUUCUCCAAGUACAAAUCUAGAACCACAGCCCCUCCAGUCAACUUUCUUCUUGCUUAUGGAGCCACAUUGUGGGCCUCUCCAAAUACCCGGUUAGUUGGUACAGACACCCCAUGCUUCAGAUACGAAGGCCAACUUUCUGGUGUCUACAAUCUGACUUUGGAUGAAUCAAGACAGGUGAACAUUGGACCCAAUGCCACCAACAGCUUAGAAGGCUCAUCAUCAUCGAACUCUUCAAAGGGACGUCUGACUUUUGAUGUGCUCUUGAUGGAAGCAACAACUGUGAUACAGCAUGCCACUCAGUUAAAACUUCAGGCUGAUCAAAUCUUGAUGCACUUUAAUGCCCUCAUUUCUGGUGACCUUUUGGAUAUCAUUGCAUCAGCGGUCACAAUAGAGGGAGGGGCAACACUGAAUAGCAGUGGACGUGGGUUUGAGAAGAACACCGGUCCUGGAGCAGGCAACUUCAUCCUGGGCAGUGGUGGCCAUCAUGGAGGAUAUGGUGGAGGCAUCACAAGUUUGAACAACUCAAAUGGGUCACCUUACAACUCAUUUGUGCAUCCAGCUGAGCCAGGCAGUGGGGAAGGGGGCAGCCAGGGAGGCUCGGGAGGGGGCAUCAUAUUUCUCAGCAUCACAAGUUCCUUACACAAUGAUGGUAUGAUCCUGGCUAAUGGUUAUGAAGCUACAGCAGUCAGCAGUGGAGGAGGCAGUGGAGGAUCCAUCUAUAUAAAUGCUACUAACUUCUCUGGUCAUGGGAGGGUCUCAGUGGAUGGCGGAAAUGCAAGAGAGGGCAGUGGAGGAGGUGGAGGUGGUCGCAUGGCCAUCAAAGUGACGAGACUGAAUGAAUUCAGCGGAGAGACAAGUGCAUACGGAGGUGUGUCUGGCAGUAACACGGACAAAGACUCUGAUUGGAAUGGAGCAGCUGGUACCGUAUUCCUGGAAUAUAUUGAAUACAAGGUUCCUCCAUCAGAGGAGUACUACGAAGGUCGAACAGCCUCCCAGAAACUGUUCCUUGACAACAAAAAUCGCAACCAUGAUCUUCCAACCAUCUUGUUGAAGGAAAUGACAAAGGAAAACAUCACUCUUGAUUUGCUCGAGGCCGUCAACCAUGUUUUCUUGGAAAUGUUUGGUAAGAAUACGGAACUCAUUGUACACAAAUUUGAUGGUGACAGAACAGGCUUAAUGCAUCUUCAAUCAGGGCAAAAACUCUACUCUGAGUAUGUGGCCUCAACCACGGGGUUCACAGUGGCACCUGUCAGCUACAACAUAGACAAGGGGGCUGAAAUCCUCCUGCCAUCCACUGUAGUAAUGCUUGGCACACGGACCCAGCAUGGAGGGUUGAUGACAGGUGUGUACAACCUCACAGUGGCAGAGGGUGCAUCAGUUGUCUUCUACUCUUCAGCUCAGACUGCAGUGCUGGAAGAUGGGCAGUACAGGCACCUGACAAAACCUGGCAACAUCUCCUUUACUUCGCUGACAGUUCAGCGUGGCUCUAUGUGCUACUUAACAAGUGUGGUGGAGUGGAUGAUGCUGAGCAUCACACACCUAGCAGUCAAAUAUGAGGGAAAGGUCUUCAUGAACCGUGGCACCAUAAACUCUGACCGAGGAAUUGUGGAGAGUCUUGGUCUACUGACUUUGGCUGGAGAAGGCUAUUCUGCUGAAACUGGACCUGGAGCAGGUAGAUCAGUGAGUGGUGUGGGAACAGGUGCAGCACAUGGAGGGCAUGGAGGGGCCAGGUAUCCAGCUACAGGAGGUGCAGCAUACGAUUCCGUCUUCCUCCCUGGUGACCUUGGCAGUGGUGGUGGUAAUGGUUCGGGUACAGGUGGCAGUGGUGGAGGGUAUCUGGUGUGGAACAAUGGCAAGCUGCUCAUGAUCGAUGGAGUGGUCACAGUGCGUGGUGGUGACGGUGCAGGGUCAAGUGCUGGUGGAGGUAGUGGCGGGAGCAUUCUCAUAACCACACUCAACCUCACAGGCUAUGGACUGGUAGAUGCAAGUGGUGGAAAUGCUGCAGGCGCCAACAGUGGAGGAGGAGGUGGUGGUCGCAUCGCCAUUCACAUCCAGUUUGCAAACAAGUUUGGAGGUCGCUUGAAGUCAGUGGGUGGCCAAGGACAAGGCGAAGUUCCUUCUGGUGCUGCUGGAACAGCCUACAUAGAAGAGUCAGCCAGAGGGCCUCAGUAUGCUGACAUCAAGUAUGACAAGACAGGAAACACCACCUACACUGUGGCUACACACAGGAGACUGGAAAUUGACAAUGAAGAUUUAGAUGCAGAACUUUACGCUGGGCAUGCAGAACCUUGGUUGUAUUCUGUCAUCCAAGAGGGCACCAAAGAUUGGUACGACUUUGAUGAAACCCUCUUAGCCCGCCACAGCAACUUGAUGAUCGACUAUCCUAUCAGUAAAGAUGAAGUGAGUGUUGCUAUCCAUAAGUUUUAUGGAGACCAGACAGGUCUAGUGCACAUCAGAAGAAACCAGAAACUCUAUGCGGAAGUUGUAGAAUCACAAACCCAUGAACUUGUGGCUCCUUGCAGUUUUAGAAUCGACAAGGAUGCAGAACUUUUAAUGCCUUCCAUUGACCACUUCUUUGGCACUAGAACAGUACUUGCUGGAAGACUGACAGGCUCAGAAAUCGUUUAUCUGAGGAACGGUGCAGAUGUUGUCUUCUUGUCCUCUGCCCAGACAGCACUGAUAGAAAAUGGUACCUACACCAUGCUGACAGAGCCAGGAAACUUCACCUUUGCAGAAAUAAGCAUCAACCGCUACUCACGAGGAGAGUUUUCAGAGAUCACCACCCCACUGAGCAUCACAUCUGCUCUCAUGUAUGUGCGCUACCAGUCUGAGCUUAUCUUUAAUGCAGUUAGCAUCUACACUAGCCAUGCACAAGUCCAGAGUCAGGGGGCGCUGCAUUUGAACGGACGGGGUGAGAAAGCACAGACAGGAAUUGGGGCAGGCCAAUCGACAGGGGAUGGUCUUGGCUGUGGGGCAGCUCAUGGUGGAUAUGGAGGUGGUCCAGGACCUCAGUAUGGAGGCAUACCAUAUGGAUCAGUGUUCCGACCUCUUGAAUUUGGCAGUGGAGGUGGCAAUGGCAGCGGAGAAGGUGGUAGAGGUGGAGGGCGCCUCUACUGGGAAGUGUCUGACAGUGUUGAAGUUGAUGGCCUUCUUGCAGCCUAUGGAGAUCAAGGACAUGGUACAGAUGCUGGCGGAGGAAGUGGUGGAUCGAUUUUCAUCAAAACCACCAACAUCACUGGGCAUGGAGUCGUGAGUGUCAAGGGAGGAGAUGGUCAAGGUCGUGGAGGUGGAGGAUCUGGAGGUCGUAUUGCUGUUCAUUGUCGUUGGAGGUUUCAGUAUGGAGGACUGUUUGAAAACCAUGGAGGAAUUGCCCACGGCACCUGGUCUUCAUCUCAUGCUGGAGCUGCAGGCACUACUUAUUUGGAAGAGAAUAUGCGUGAGUUAGAAUACAGGCACAAGAAAUAUGAUCCUGUCCUGAACACAACUUUCUUGGCCGUGGACCACACACACAUUCAUGCAGACAAUGCUGGGGCAUCCAGCCCAGCCCCCACCAUGCUGAUGGACCCAGGGCGUUUCCUUUAUGAGAUCGAUGAGUUGGAGCUUCUUGGGACUGCCCGACUUCUCAUCUAUCAUGCCAACAUCACUCAGAGAGUGGUUGUCAUUGUCCAUACCUUCAUAGGUGACAAGACUGGUCAGAUCCACCUGCGCUACAAUCAGCAGCUUUAUGCUGAAGUGGUAGAGUCUGUGAUGAACAGAACUGAGGCUCCCUGUGGCUUCAUCAUCGACAACGGAGCAGAGAUUGUUCUUCCUGGGGAGUUCCAUGUUCACGGAACAAAUGGGACUCUUGCUGGAAUGAUUACAGGAGUUCACGAACUGUAUGUUGAGGAUAAGACCUGGCUGCUGUUUGAAUCUACGGGUAACACUGCAUUUCUACAGAAUGGUUCCUAUGUCCGCAUCACACAGCCAGGGAGUUUUGCUUGGGAUACUCUCCAUGUCAAAAAAGGUGGUACGUGCAACUUUGUCAAAAUUGCAGAAGUUGUUCAGAUUGAAGUCAGUGAGAUCCGAGUAAAGUUCUGGGGACAAUUAUUCAUGAAUCAUGCAAAGAUUUUUUCAACAUAUGGAUGGGUCGAAAGCAAAGGAGCAUUUCGGUUGGAUGGUGCCGGACCUGUGGCAGAGACAGGUAUGUCCCCUGGGCUAACAUUCACUAGUGUGGGAUAUGGUGCAGGACAUGGGGGUGAAGGAGGAGGAAGAAACACCACAUUGUUUCCUGCUGCUUAUGGCUCUGUCUACACAGCUACAGACUUUGGCAGUGGAGGUGGAAAUGGGGCAGGCACUGGCGGCUCGGGUGGGGGUGUACUGUACUGGAGUGUCAGUCAUUUCAUCGAGCUGAACGGUCUCCUAGCUGCCCAGGGGUCAAAUGGAAUUGGAUCAAAUGCUGGAGGAGGAAGUGGAGGCAGCAUUUGGAUAGAUACACUCAACAUGACUGGUCACGGAGAAGUCAAGGUGCGAGGUGGAGAUGGUGUAGGACAAGGAGGCGGCGGUGCGGGUGGUCGAGUAUCUAUCCACUGCGAAUACCGUUACUCUUACGGUGGGCGUUUCAACGAUGCAGGUGGCGCUGGUGGCAGUGGUGUUGAAGCUUUCCAUGGAGGGGCUGCAGGCACAACUUAUAUUGAGAACAACUGGAGACCAUUAGAGUAUCGCAUUUUGAAAUACAACAAAGAGACAAACUCGACAUACUUCCAAGUGGAUCACAGGUAUGCCCAUGCUGACAACGAGGGAAGGUGGGUUCAGGCAGCAACAGUAAUGAAGGACUUUGAACGUUCACACUUUGAGCUUGAGGAGCUGGAGAUAAGUGGACGCUCACGUGUCAACUUUUUUAAACAGGCUAACAAGCAAGAAAACACCACAAUGAUAAUAGUUCAUCGUCUUCUAGGGGACAGAACUGGGCAGCUCCAUCUUCUGACUGGGCAGAAAGCUCUAAUAGAAUAUGUGGAGUCCAUCACUAAUGUUACAGAAGCUCCUUGUAGCUACAAUAUUGAUGUUGGAAGCGAAGUUGUGUUUCCAACUGAAGUUCACUUGCAAGGUGUCAACUCCACACUUGAAGGAAAGAUGAGUGGUGUUCAUCACUUGUACAUCGAAGACGAAGCCUUUGUCAAUAUUGAUGCUACAGCAGAAACUGCCUUUCUGGAAAAUGGCUCGUAUGUGGAUGAAUCAGGACAGGGUAAUUUUUCAGUGUACACGCUCAACAUCAAAGGACUUGGUGAGCUCCAGUUUACUCGAAUUUUCCGCAAUCUCACAAUCACAGCCUCAUUUGUAGAGCUGAAAAAUACUGCCAAAGUCUACAUGAACCAUGGAUUUUUUGAAGUGGGUGAUAUGGAGCUCGAGACAGACUCUAUCCUGGAGCUGGAUGGGCGAGGCUACAGUGCUGGUCAAGGUCCUGGAGCAGGAAUAGGCACUAUUGGAGCCAGUUAUGGUGGCAUGGGAGGACAGAACACAAACAGCAACCGUCCUUAUGGGUCUGUCUUCACACCCACUGAUUUAGGCAGCGGAGGAAGCGCUGACAGUGGAGGAGCAGGAGGAGGAUUUGUUAACCUUCGUAUUGGCAGGCAACUUCACAUUGAUGGGAAAAAUCCUGUGCAGAGGCAUUCGGGUAGCAGUGGCACAAACUCUAGUGGGGGCAGUGGUGGCAGCAUCCUUGUUCAAGCCUUCAACUUCUCAGGACAUGGUAUCUUAGAUGUAAGCGGUGGAAAUUCAGCUGGCUCUGGUGGUGGCGGUAGUGGUGGUCGGAUUGCAGCUCACAUUGACUUCAGCAAUGUGUACGGAGGCAGCUAUGUGGCUCGUGGUGGAUCAGGAGCAGGUUCUGCAGCAGGAGGUCCUGGCACAAUCUACAAAUAUGAGUCUAACAGGGGCCCACAGUACCGUGAGCUCAAGUACAACCCCCAUCUCAAUGUUACGGACUUCAAACCAGAGCACAUGAAACUGACUGUUCAAAAUUGGGACUUGGUCACCACCAAUCCUGCUGUUGUCAUGGAGCCCAGCACCUUGUACUACUACUUUGAUGAGGUGCAGGUAGAGGACUACAGUUAUGUCCACUUCUAUCGCUCUGCCGAUGCUGACAAUGUGACAGUGGUUAUUGAAGAGCUUACGGGCAAUAGAAAAGGGAUGAUCAGGAUUCAGAACCUACAGCAUGUGGUGGUCAACUUUGUAGAAUCAACCCACACUUACCUGGGCCCCUGUGGUUUCCAUGUCGACAGUGGGGGAGAGCUCAUCCUCCCAACACAGGUCAUUAUUCUGGCUCAGAAGUUUAUCUUGGGUGGACGCUUGGAAGGAACAGAAAAUUUGAUCUUAGAAAGAAGCUCCCAGACCAUUUUCACAGGCAGCGCACACACUAACCUGCGCUACAGAGAGCAGACAAUGGUGUCUUCAUCACCAGGCAGAGUCUUCUUCUCCACACUCAACAUACACAACAAUGCUCAGCUUCUUGUGCAGAUGAACCCACUAAAUGCCACCAUUACUACCGCUGAGCUGGUGGCCAAGAAAGGAGCUUUGGUGCUGGUGCAGUCCUUGACUUUUACAUUCAACUCCUCAAUCAUGACAGUGCGGAGCGGUGCUCACAUUGACGGUGAUGGAUAUGGCUAUGGUGCAGAUCAGGGCCCUGGAGCAGGGCAAACAAGUGGCAGUUCUGGCAGUGGCGGAGGCCAUGCUGGAGGAGGUGGAAGUGGGUAUGGUGUCAGUGGUGGCGCUGCCUAUGGGGACAUCAUCUGGCCAACCACACCUGGGAGUGGAGGUGGUGGAGCAUCAUUUGGUGGUGAAGGUGGCAGUGCCAUCAUCAUCAAUGUUGGGCAGCACCUGCAGCUUGAUGGGCGUGUGAGUGCCUUGGGUAAGGAUGGCUACCUGGGUGGACUGGACUACCCAGGUGGGGGAGGCAGUGGAGGCAGCAUUCUCAUCCGAGCUAACACCCUGACCGGACGUGGAGCAAUUUCUACCAAUGGUGGUCGUGCUGGGAGGUAUUCUGGAGGUGGCAGUGGUGGUCACAUAGCCAUUCACCUAGCAGAGCACUACAGAUUUGAUGGCAGUGUACAGUCACUGGGAGGAGAUGGUUAUACUUACUUAGGCACCAGAGGGUUUGCUUCUCCUGGCACUGUCUUUAGGCUUUCUCAUGUUGGUGAUGAUAAGAUAGCACAGCUGCUUAUUGAUCACCAGAACUGGGGUGACGCAAGUUGCACCCAUGCUAUCUACCUUGCCUCUUCUGCAGGAGGUUGCAGCCUUGACACUGUUACGCACAGCUUGUGCCAGGGUGGCUCAGGUUGGUUCUUGUUCAUGUGUGGGAGGGAGAAUGGGGUGGAUGGAGGAAAUCAACUCAAAAUACACAGCCUGGUGGGAGACAGAUCAGGAUAUCUGCAGGUCUUUGAUGGGCAGCAUGUGGAUAUUGGCCCAACUGAGAUGAGGUCUCAUGUACAUUCACAAAUCAACAUCACUUCUCUGGGAUCAGCAGCAUUUCCAGCUGUCACUUAUCUUGAGGCUGGGGUCAACAACUAUGGGAUGUAUGGUAUUGACAGAAUGUUUGUACGAGGACAAACUACCCUUACUCCAAGGGCCCACCACAGCUUUUGUGCUCAGCGCACCUCCAACACAACAUACAGUGGCACCUACAGAUUUAUGACAUUGACUGUUCUCAAGUCUGGAUUCCUCACCCUUAGCAGUGACACCUUUACUACAGAAGACACUGUCACUGUUCACACAGACGUGUUUGAGGUACAGAUGUCUCAUGUGCGUGUCAUCCACUCAGGGCAGAUAAACAGCAGAAUAUUUGAGGUAGAGAAAGCAGCUUUGCUGGAAGGCGAUGGCCAGGGAUAUGGCACAGUACAAGGACCUGGUCAAGGCAAGUCUUGUGGGGCAGGGUCAGGAGGAUCAUAUGGUGGGAGAGGUGGACAUGGGCUUAAUACCUGUCCUACUCCUGGUGUUACUUGCCAGAGCAAUGCUUUUGGCAAUGCCUACCUGCCGAUACAUGCUGGAAGUGGUGGCGGUAGCUGCAUUCAUUCUGCUGGAGCACCAGGUGGAGCAGCUGUCAAAGUCAUCUCAAGAGGAGUAUGCAUUGAGGGCACUAUUGAGUCCAAUGGGGCCACAACUUCGGGUGGUGCUGGUGGGGGUGCAGGUGGCGCUGUAUGGCUUGAUGCAGAUGCACUUGAAGGAUGGGGCAAUGUCUAUUCAUCUGGUGGUGCAGGUGCAUCUCAUUGUGGCUGCACAUGUAUUGGUUGCUGUGGCACUCAUUAUGGCGGUGGUGGCAGUGGAGGCAGGAUUCGAACCUAUGGCCAGAAUUACACCAGCAAAGCUUUACUGUAUCGCCGUCAAGCUUCAGGAGGUGCGCCAUCUUACAACAAUCCAGGAGAAGCUGGCACCUUGACAUCAGAUAGCGGCAAUCUUUGCAGUGGCCAUGGCACUUGGAAUGAAUCUUUACAGACCUGUGAGUGCCAGGAUGGCUUCAUUGGUAGUGACUGCCAGUUUCUUUGCAAUGCAUCGUCUUGUGGUGAGCAUGGUGUUUGUACAGAUGUCGGUACAUGCCAGUGUCAGGCUGGUUAUGUAGGUCAAACAUGUCGUGACCAAUGUGACAGGGACACAGACUGUAGCGGACAUGGUGAAUGCUCAGAAUGUGGCCAGUGUGUUUGUGAUCCCUGCUUCCAUGGUCCCGGCUGUUCACAGGAGUGUGGAGGCAGGGGCAAGUGUUAUCUGGGACAAUGCUAUUGCGAUGACUGUCAUGUGGGAGAGUUCUGCACGUCAGAGUGCAGUGGCAAUGGGGAGUGCAGAGUGAAGGAUGACUCCACCAUGGUCUGCGAAUGUGCUGCAGGCUGGACUGGAAGUAAAUGCUCUAUUCCCACCUGUCCAGGGGAAGGUCAAGUGUGUUCUGGACGUGGUUUGUGUGUUUCCAUCACAGGUCGCUGCUUCUGUCAGCCAGGAUGGACAGGUCUAGGGUGCAAUGUCCCUGAAUGUCGGAAUGGCAACUGUAAUGGUCGUGGCUUUUGCAACACUGCCUUUGAUCCCCCACGGUGCACGAACUGCCAGCCAGGUUUUGUGGGCCCUGCAUGUGAUGACCUUUGCAUCUAUGGACACCCAGACUCAGACAACAAGCAGUGUGUAUGUAACACCACUUGUCACCAUGGUGCUGGAUGCAAUGUGCAGUGCUCCUUACAUGGCUCCUGUCAGGCAGAUGGGUCUUGCUUCUGCCCUCCUUUCAGUGGAUGGUCAGGAGACUACUGCGAGAUCCCAGGCUGCCCAAGAAAUCCACAGACAAAGAAGGAAUGCAGUGAUCAUGGUGACUGCAACAGUGAAAAUCAAGAGUGCAACUGUGAGCCUGGAUGGGUAGGAGUAGCUUGUCAAAUCCCAGAUUGUCCUGGUGAACCUGACUGCAACCUGAGAGGAGUGUGCGAUGAAGGUUUUGAUCCUCCAAGAUGUGUCAACUGCUCAGGGCCCUGGAUGGGAGCAGCUUGUGAUGAACCUUGUGUCCAUGGCACCCAGUCACCUCCUAAUUCUGGUGUCUGCCAGUGUGAAGAGGGAUGGGCAGGAGUUGGAUGCAACUCAGAGUGUUCAGAACAUGGAAAAAUUGUGAAUGGAUUUUGUGAGUGUGAUUACAGCACUGGGUGGAAGGGACGUCUUUGUGAUAUCCCUGGCUGUCCUGGACUUUUCAACCUUGACUGCAGUGGAAGAGGUGGAUGUGAGAGCAGUACCCAUACCUGUACUUGUGACCCAGGCUGGACUGGUCUUGGCUGUGAAAUGCCUGACUGUGCUGGUGACCCUGACUGUAACAACAAUGGUGUCUGCAACGCCACAAGCAAUCCGCCACACUGCAGAUGCAAUAAUGGUUGGUUUGGACAUGCUUGUGAUCAGCCUUGUGUCAAAGGACAGCAAGAUCCACCGGGCAGUGACAGAUGUGUUUGUUACCCAGGGUGGGUUGGUAUCAACUGUGAUGUGGAGUGUUCCUUCCAUGGAAAGGUAGAGAAUGAAGUCUGUGAGUGUGAUGUUGGCUGGCGUGGGUCCCUGUGUGACCAGCCUGGAUGUCCAGGGAUAGGGAGAGACUGUACAGGACAUGGUUUGUGCAAUGCUGCUACCCAUGUGUGCAUCUGCCAUCCUGGGUGGACUGGUGAUGGAUGUGAAAUACCAGAUUGUCCAGGUGAACCUGACUGCAGUGGAAGAGGUACCUGUGCAACAGACAAUGACCCUCCUCGAUGUGUAGACUGUCAGCCAGGGUGGAUGGGUCUGGCAUGUGAUGAACUUUGUGUGAACGGCACACAAGUACCUCCUAACAGUGGAAUCUGCCAGUGUCAUCCGUGCUACAUGGGUAAAGGUUGUAACAGUGAGUGCAAUGACCAUGGCACCUGCACUUCUAGCAAUGUCUGCUUGUGUGAUGAGGCAUGGAGAGGGUCAAAGUGUGAAGUCAGAAGCUGCCCUGGAAAAACACGAGACUGCAGUGGCCAUGGGGAGUGCAACAGUGCUCUUCAAAGCUGCCGUUGUAACCCAGGAUGGACAGGACUAGCAUGUGAUAUUCCUGACUGUGCUGGAGGCUGUCUUGGACGAGGUUUCUGUAAUGGAACCGACCGCGAUAUUCCAGAAUGUGAAUGCCUUCCAGGAUGGUAUGGAUAUGACUGCAGCAAGCCAUGUGUCCAUGGUAAACCUACCUCACAGCAAGAUGCAUGUGUGUGUGAUCCUUGCUACACAGGAGCUGGGUGUGAAGAUGAAUGUUCUGGUAGAGGAAAAUGUGUAAAGGGUGCCUGUCAGUGUGACACACCUAAGAAAGGCUAUGCAUGGUUUGGCCCCCUGUGUGAAGACACUGGUUGUCCAGGUGAAGAUGGCAAGUGCAGUGGGCAUGGUACCUGUGACAGAGAAACUUCUUCAUGUUCCUGCAUUCCUGGGUGGCGAGGUGAUGACUGUAAUACCCCAGUUUGCCCUGGACAGCCUGAGUGCUCAGGCCAUGGUCAGUGUGCAGCUGGUGGAGUCUGUGUUUGUGAGACAUCAUAUGCCAGCACAGCAUGCGAGAUUGAAUGUGUGAAUGGAACAAACAAUGGAAAUGGCAUCUGCCAGUGUAAUUUGCCAUGCAUCACGGGACUUCGAUGUGACCACCAGUGCUCGCAUAAUGGUUACUGCAAAUCAGGCAACUGCGAGUGUGACUUCUUCUCUGGCUUCAAGGGGUCACAGUGCGACAUUCAUCGUUGUCCAGGAUGGCCUGAAGACUGUUCUGACCAUGGAACAUGCAAUGAAGCCCUACAUGAGUGUGAGUGUGAACCAGGAUGGACAGGCACUGCAUGUCACAUACCACAGUGCUCAGGCACUCCGCAGUGUAAUGGCGUGAAUGCAACUUGCCGCCUCGAUCCCAGUGAAAAGAAACCACGCUGCUUUGAUUGCGCCUUUCCUUUCAUAGGUGAUGCCUGUGAGCGCAGAUGUGUGCAUGGAAGUCCCAUCAGAUACUUUGAUGGCAGAUGGGAAUGUCUUUGUGACCCAUGCUACAGUGGUGUGAGCUGCGAUGAGGCAUGUUCAAAACGGGGCAUCUGCAAUGUCACCUUGGGAAAAUGUGACUGCGGAUAUGAAGGAGGGCGUGGUGACAAAUGUGAGAGAGAUGGUUGCCCCGGCUGGGGAGAGGACUGCACUGGCCAUGGUGCCUGUAACUCGGCCACUGGUCAGUGCACAUGUGACAGUGGGUGGAGCAGCACUGGCUGCGAUGUCCCUUCCUGCCCACAGAGCUGCAACUACCGUGGCACAUGCUUGGUCCAAGGAAACCAGCCUGUGUGCAAGUGCAGAGCUGGGUACUUUGGUUCUGCCUGUCAGUACAGCUGUGUCAAUGGCACUAUCCAGGACCAGCAGUGUGUCUGCAAUGCUUGUUUCUCUGGACUCUCCUGUGACCGUCUUUGCUCAGGAACCGGACAAUGUACUCAGAAUAAUACCUGUGACUGUGGAUUCAAUGGAGGCAGAGGAAAUUACUGUGAGCUUCCUGGCUGCCCAGGAUAUGGCACAGACUGCACUGGUCGGGGCACCUGUAACCAGGCAACAGGAGAGUGUGUUUGUAUAGAGGGGUGGAAAGGUAAGGGGUGUGAGCUACCAGACUGUAUUGAUGACUGCAACGGACGAGGUCAAUGCGACAGCUCUGUUGACAACCCGGUGUGUCGGAACUGUCAGAUUGGCUGGAUGGGGGUAGCCUGUGAAACACCAUGCAAUGGCACCCAAAAACCAAUGGACAGUGGCAUAUGUGUGUGUGACUCGCUCUGCCAACAUGGAAAAAGCUGUCAGAUGGUUUGCAAUGCCAUUGGUACCUGUGAAAACAACACCUGCAACUGUGCUAGUCAGGAUGGUCUCAACAGGGGCUGGUGGGGUCCUUAUUGUCAAGACAGAAGUUGUCCAGGAGUUGGCAGCAUAUGCAGCUCUCAUGGCACUUGCAUCUCUGCCACUCUGACCUGUGUGUGUGACCCUGGAUGGUUUGGCAUCGGCUGCCACAAACCGGAUUGUCCAGGCACACCUGACUGCAACAGCAGAGGAGAGUGUUUAGCAAGUGGAGAUUACCCAGAAUGCUCCUGCCAGAAGGGUUGGAUGGGGCGAGAAUGCCAGCUUCCUUGUGUGAAUGGAACAGCUCAGAAAAAUUUUACCUGCCAUUGUGACCCUUGUUUCACUGGACCUGGUUGUAACCAGCUGUGUAACAACCAUGGAGCAUGUAACAAUGGAACUUGUACCUGCGAUUCUGGCUGGUGGGGAGCAGAGUGUCAAGAACGAGGUUGUCCCGGUGUUGGCAAGAGCUGUUCAGGACAUGGCUACUGCACUAUUACUGACCAGACCUGCACUUGUGACCGAUACUGGACUGGCAAUGACUGCAACUCACCUGACUGUCCAGGUGAUCCUGUUGACUGCAACGGCAAAGGCAUCUGUGAUGGUACCAACUACUUCCCCCCUCGCUGCAUCAACUGUACAUUGUCUAUGGGUCAGGCUUGUGAGCGGUCCUGUGUGCAUGGCAGGGAAGUUGUUCCUUUCUCUUCUGUCUGCAAGUGUGACCCAUGCUACUCAGAUCCUGGAUGUGAAACUGAAUGCUCAUCUCGCGGCACCUGUCUCAAUGCCACAUGCACUUGUCAGAAUGGCUUCAAGGGAGAACACUGUGAAAAACUGGAUUGUCCAGGGGAACCCGACUGCAGCAAUAGAGGACGCUGCACUCGCCUCGGAAAUGAAUCUGUUUGCGUAUGCAAUGCAGGCUUUACUGGUCAAGACUGCUCCAUUCUUGUGUGUCCUGGAACACCUCCAUGUAGCGGACAUGGUAACUGCACACUGCUGUCUGGGAGCGUAGCACCACAGUGUGUAUGCAAUCAUGGCUUUGACGGGGCCGCCUGUGACACAUGCAGACCCCGUUUUGCUGGCUCUUUAUGUGAUAGAUGUGAGACCAACUACAUUGGCUAUAACACUGACUGCAGCAAGUUGUGCAUCCAUGGGGAUGCUUCUACACUAGGUGGCGAUGUUUGCUUAUGUCAUAAGGACGUAUUAAGGGGCCUAUGGACAGGGGAUAAUUGUGACAGGUGCUUACCAGGAUGGAAGGCCCCAACAUGCUCAGUGUGUGACACAAAUUUUGUUGGAGAUGGCCAUUGUAGCAUUCCUUGCAUGGAGAAUCAAGGUGAGUAUAGAGAAAAGGGAGACAAUCCAAAUCCUCAAGACACAUCCUUCGAACGCCUCCCUCUUCGUCCAGCUUUCCGCUGCUACAGCCUUGACGAAAACAACACAAUAGUAGCAUGGUUUGGCUAUGACAACCGCAACACCUACAAUGUCUACGUGGGAGCAGGACCAGAAAAUAUGCUGGGUGGGAAUAUUACAGAAAUCAAGACUGCAUCUGGCAGCGGUGGGGUUGUGACAAAAUUCCAGCCUGGGCUUGUGCAGUAUGCAAUGUCUGUGAAACUGGCACCAAACAGCAGUGAUGUGUGGUGGUAUGUAGCAUACAGCAAAGCCAACACAUUUGUAAAUGCUUCCUUCAUGCGUAACAUCAGUACAGAAUAUCUGUGUGAACACACCCCUUUCCUGAUGCAGCCAUCCUUCAUUGGCAACUACUCUGGAUACUGCCAUUGUCUUUCUGGAUACUGGGGCCCUAAAUGCGAGAACAUUUGUCCAGGAGGUGCAGGCAAUCCUUGUUACGGCAAUGGAAACUGCAAUCCAGAAACAGGGCAAUGUACAUGCUUUGCUGGUGCCAGACAGGAGUCAAACUGCAGCCAGUGCAGAGAAGGCUGGUUUGGAACAGACUGCAGUGUUGCCAUGCUUGACUAUCCAGUCAGUGGGGAGACACAGAAACAUGUGGCUGCCAGCUACAGUUCAGGCCACUUCCUAACAUUUGAUGGCAGCUUGUACACCUACCAGGGGCCUGGAGAGCAUGUGUUUGUGGAGUUCCUUUUCCCUGGGAGCAGAACAAUAUUUAAAGUUCAUGGAAAACUAGUUAUAGCUGCUGCUAGUGGAUCGGUUCUCUGUCAAGCCAUAGCUGUGGCUAUUGGAAAAGACAUUUUUGAAGUUCAUACCCUGUCAGCCGAUAUUGUUCUUGCAUACAAUGGGCUUCAAAUAUCCAUGCUGUCAUUCCCAGGUUUGUUUGGGCAGAAUGUCAGCUGCAACAUCAUAAGCACAAAACACCUUAGGAUUGUGGGAGGAAGCACACUGACAGUAGACAUUUACAUCAGAGAAACCAGUAUAGAUGUGCAAGUCAGAGCCUCAUUCGAAGUCUGCUCAGCAAGCCGUGGCCUCUUUAGUUCAUGCGGCAGAACUCCAACACCAGUAGAUGACUUUGUCACAAGAAAUGACACUCAGCUGUCUAAUUUCACAGACCCUUACCUGAACCAGAAAGCCAUUCAUGAAAUAUUUGGUCCAUCAUGGCUUGUCACCAAAGCAGACUCCAUCUUUUUAUAUCUUCCAGUUUUGUCCCCUUUAUCUGGACAUGGUCUGAAGUUCAAACAUUCACAUGCAGUCAGCGAUCCACUAAAUUUGUUUUCAACCUCAGAAGCCACAGUUGAAGUAAAGUUCAAGUUGGACUAUCUAUCUCUGUCGGGUGACUGUCAGGCAGUGUGGUCAUACCGUGCCAAACUUGGCUUGGAUAUAACACUGACUGUGUGUGGUAGCAAGGUUGUCCUCUACCAUGGGGUGCAGGAGCACAUCACAUCCAUAACAGUUCAAGUGAACACAUGGUACCACUUGUCUCUGGCCUGGGUGUCCCGACAGCAACUCAUCCAGCUUGUACUUCUGACUGACCGACUUACCAUUUCAUCUGCAAACAUUUACCUGCAGGCUGGUGCUCAGGUCUUCUUAAAUGGCGGGAACCUCAUUCUUGGCAAACGAAGCCUUGUGAGCACAGACGUUACAGGUUUCAACUGGAACUUGCAAGGAGUGAUAGAUGACAUCAGGGUGUGGAAGAUUUCUCUGUCUGUAACAGAAAUCCGUCAAUGGUUUGACUCCUAUUUCAUCACUAAUGUAGCCCUGACAUGCCACUGGAUGUUUGAAGAAGGUGCAGGAAUAUUAUCAGUUGAUAGCAUUGCUGGAAUCGUGAUUUCUUUCCCUCAAGACCCAUGGUGGCAUCCCGCAUGGAUCAACAGCAACUAUCCAUAUGUUAUGCCAUCACUUCUCCAGUACAACAUUUACAGCAACCUGCUCACAGGGUACAGCAAUAAUUCUGUCUCAUUUUGCUCAGCCCAUGUCUUUGUCACAACCAUCACCACUGCCUGUAGCUACCUUGGUUCUUCAGCCUUACAAGCUUUCUACCAGCAGUGUGUUUUCAAUGGGGACGUCUUCCAUUCUCCAGAUGCCACACUGGAGGUCAUUGUAACUUUGGCAGACAUCUGCUACCACUACAGCCAAUUCUCUGAUGCACUUUCUUGGUCGGCCCGCCGUUUUUGCAACGACUUCCCUCAGCGCCACUUCCCAGUGUGGAGGGGCACAUACUGCUCUCAGGAGUGCUAUUCUGGAAUGUGGAGCACCAACACCAGCUCCUGUAGCUGUGAUGACAAUUUCUAUGAUGCUUCUUGCAGUCGUCUAUGUCCAGCUUAUAAAGGGGUUUCAUGCAACAGUGGCCUUUGUUCCGAAAAGGGAAUCUGCAUGUGCUCUCUCAGAACUGACGUCACCACAGACUGCCAACAGUGCAGUAAUGGCUGGAAAGGAUCUGACUGCAGCAUUGCUAUGGUGGACACAACUUUCCAAAGAAAUAACACUCAAGUUUGCAGCUUGUUUGGCUUCUCUCACAUCAUCAUGUUUGAUGGCCAAUCCUAUGAUUUUGACACUGUGGGUGAAUUCAUGCUUGCAGACAUUCCAGAGUUGGGCUGUAUGUGCGCCUGCUACAGUGUCCUGGCAACAGGGCUGUAUGCCUUCGCUCAUUGUGGAUGAUCAGAAGAGGAUAAUCUUACAAUCUCCAUCUCAGACAAUCAAGGCACUGGAUUAACUUUGUGGCGUAAUGGAGAAGCUGCAGUGAAUGACAGCAUGCAGUUGCCUGGGUCUAAUGCAACACUGACGAUGUUCUCACCGACAACUGCUGAAAUUGCUGUAGGACUGUCUCUUAGAGUCAGCAUUACUGUACAAGAUUUUCUCAUGAGCAUCUCUGUUUCUUCCCAUUCUGCCAACUGCAUGUCUGCCAAAGGCCUCUGUGGCAAUUGUGAUCACGAUGUUGACAAUGAUUUCAUAGGAACAGGUCUGAUCAUUCCUUUGGCCCAAGUCAACACAUCAUUCAUCAACACUGAUUUUGCAAGUCAUUGGAGCAUACGCAACUGGCCAACAACAGGAUUUAUCUAUCAGCACAACAAUGGAAUCAAGGAACCCAGAUUUCCAUCACAGGAUGGCUUUUCCCUUCAUUUCAAUGGAUCAGCUGCCUACACUGGUGCCCUCACUGGCAUUUUAGCAACAUCUGAUGUCAGCAUUGAGAUGAAAAUCCAGCCGGUCAACACGACUCAGGGAACUCUCUUUGUCUACUCUACCACUACAACACGCAUUUCUGUUACAGUCAACAACUCCAUGCUAGCUGUGGGAGUUCUUGGAAGGGAUGUUCUGACAUCACUGGUAGUCAAGCCAGGAGUCCUUCAGCACCUGGCUGUUGUCGUCAGCCGCUCGUCCAAGACUAUUUCUGUCUACCUUGUCCUGCCUGGUGCCAACAUACACUCAUACGUUCUUUCCCUCGAAUCUUUCCUUGGUCUUGGCCAAUGGCGGCUUAGUAUUGCGGGAAACAAUGAUGCCUUGUCAACUUACUUUUCAGGACUUGUGGACGAAAUCAGGGUUUGGACAAAACCUUUGACAGUAUAUGAGAUUUUGCAGACCAGCUAUGUGAAGGUGAACAUUACUUACCAAGGCAUCCUGGCUGUCUGGCCCUUGUCAGAAGGUAGAGUCUUUUCUGUGGACAUAGUAUCAGGCAUCAGUCUGUUCUUGCCUCAAAGUGGAGUCACAUGGGUUUACAGCAGUUUCCUGUGGGUGGAUGAAUCCCCCUUACUGUACUAUGCACGCCACACAAACUACCCAGAAACAGAGAUUCCAGCCUGCAACAGACUUAAAAAUGAUUCCAUAAUAGCUCGUGCUUGCCAACCCCUAGGGAGAGCACUGCUGGACUUUGCCUAUAGAGCAUGUGUUGCAGAUGUCGAGGCAUCUCCUACCUCCAUGGUAUAUGCCUCCAACAUGGCGGCUUAUAUCUCCUACUGCAUGUUUGUACUACAGCCUAAAGAUCCACCAACAACCACCAUUUGUCAAAAUAAAAAUGACCCAUUGUACACCUAUCUUUGCCAGGCAGCAUGCAAAUUUGGCACAGUUGAUGAAAGCAGUGGUGGCAUUUGCAAAUGUGAUCCUGGCCGCUGGGGUUUUGACUGUGGAGGCACAUGUCCAGGAGGAGUGUCAAACCCCUGCCACAGUCAUGGAUUCUGCAACACGACAACUGGUGCUUGCACAUGUCAGCCCACCUGGUCUGAAGGAACUGAUUGUGCUACAUGCAAAACUGGCUGGGCAGGGCCUGAUUGUUCGACAUACAAACCAGAUCUUCCUUCUGCUCCUACCAAUAAUUCCAAUGAAACUACAACCAUGAAGGCCUGCACCAUAUUUGGUCUAACUCAUGUCCUUUCUCUUAGUGACACUUCAUUCAGCAUACAGCAGCCUGGAGAGUUUUCUUUCUUAAAAGCUCUGAACUUCAACCUUGACCUACAGACUAGAAUCACAUUUUGCCAGGAAGCAACAUUGUGCGUGUCUGCUAUGGGAGUUAGACUUGGCUCAGACACAAUAGUUAUCCGAGCUGGCUACCGGUCUCAGGAUUUUGCCAAGGUCUGGGUGAAUGGCAACUUGGUGACCUCUCCAAGCCCAGGAGCCUCCUUCUCUGGCCUUUCCAGCAUUGUUCUCACCUGGGAUUCAGCCCAUGAAUACACCAUCAAUGAUGCCAACAAGCUUUUCAACUUGAAAGUUCGGACCAACCAACGUCGUAUCGGACUUACUUUGAGAGCAAACUUGAUGCUGUGUCACAACUCCAGCUCUUGUGGCAUUUGUGGCUACAAUCAGACAGACAUGAGUGUCCCACAGUACAGCUCCUGGCAGGUAUCUGCAGAACUAAGUUUGUUCACUGGACUCUUUGUGAACAGUUUGUAUGGAGAAACAAGUAUAAUUUCCCCUGCUGCCUAUUCCCUUUUGCUGCAGAAUAAUGGCAUCUCUUCAGAAAUUUUGCCCAUGGUGUUUCAACCAAGCCAAGACUUUUCUGUGGCUUUGUUAGUAAACCCCAGGAGUUCAGAAGGUGUGGUGAUGUCCUAUGGAAAAUCAUCUAUCUUUGGAUUAUUCUACGACACCACCAUAAAGCUGAUGGUUGGCAAAGUAACCCAUGAUACAGGACUCAAGCUUAAAAUCAACAGUUGGAAUGAAAUCGUUCUUGUAUACACUGUAGCUCUGUUCCAGUUUGACAUUUACAUCCACAAUGCAGACACUGAAAUCAGUUUUAAACAGAUCUUUAUAUCUGAAAACUUUGUUUUGAGGGGAGUGGUGGGGGAAGUCUUCAUUCCUUCUGUGACAAACUUCACAGGGGAAGUUGAUGAGCUGCGAAUCUGGCAUAAGACCAUUACAUACUCAGAGAUUGAAAGGCAGUGGCAGACAGGUCAUCUCUUUGCAGCUGCAGGAUUGUUUGUCCACUGGAGUUUCAAUGAAGGAGAAGGAGUGGUAGUUGUGGACAUAAUUCAAAAGUACAUAUUUAAUUUCUUUGCUUUUGACUUGACAAAACCACUUCCUCUGUGGCGACUUUCCACUGCAGUUUACACAUAUCCAUUUAUUCCAGCAACACAUGCCUUCCUUGACAAUGAACUGCUCAUCGUUGCAGAGACUAAGUGCCACUCAACUCUAUACAGCGCAUCACUAACAUCUUCAUGUCCAGUUCAACAUCAGACAUUUGUUGAGUUUUAUCUGGCUGUCUGUCUGAGUGACAUAGCAGCUACACAUGAAGUUUCUGCUGCCCUCACUGCAGUGCUGUCCUUCUCAGACCUCUGCGUGGCAAGUAUAAGCUUGGACCGCUGGCCAGCUAGACUACUUUGUAAUCAGUUCAGCAAUUUCCCACGCUUCACUGGCAUCAACUGCACCACCGAAUGUCUCUUCCCAGCAUAUCAAGACAAUGACCUGCAGAAAGAAAUCAACCUUCCGCAAACAUCGAUGGCCAUAUGCCAAUGCCACCCUGCUUUUUGGGGACCUCACUGCCAACAGGUGUGCCCCACUGGUGUUGUCAGUCCCUGUAAUGGCCAUGGCGGAUGCAAUUCCACCAAUGGCAACUGCAUCUGUGAUGUGGGUUGGGGCGGCUCUAACUGUUCCCACUGUGAAGGUGGAUGGCAUGGAUCCGACUGCUCUGUAGCAGUUCAGUCCAUACAGUCUACUACCGAGUUCUGUUCUUUAACAGCAAACAGCCACCUUUUCACCCUGGAUGGUGCAGGGCUGACUUUCAAACAGGAAGGCAUCUUUACAUUCUACCAAGAUGAUACACUAUCAUUUAAAGUUGAAAUCCAAGCAAGACAGUGCCACAAGUUUGGGACUUGCAUCCUAGCAGCUGCAAUGAAGGUACAAACAGACAGUCUUGUCUUUGAUGCUCUUGACUCAGAUCACAUGGUGCUUAAUCAAGAAAGGGUCUCUUUGUCUGCUGACAGAACACUUUCUGGAAGUUUUAAGCUUGUUGCUCUGGACAGAUACACUUUUGAGCUGCAGCAUUCAAGUAAAAUUCAGCUUAGAGUUUCUAUUAGAGAAGCCUAUCUUGACCUUCACAUAACAGUUUCCAAAACCUGUAAAUCCAAGGGUAUAUGUGGCAGAUGUAGUCCCAAAGAAAACCAUGGGUGUGCCACAGAAGAUCAUACAUGCAUUAUUGCUGGUCUUGGAGUCUCCAGGUACUUAAGCUUGUAUCCAGCAGCAUCAUUCAGAGCCAUAGAAAUUUACCUGUCUUCUUGGCAGCAGACUUUUGCAGGCAGUCUCUUUGCAACGGCAUCUGGUCCAGUUUCAGUUUCCAAUCCUGUGGCAGUGGCCAUUUCACUGAGCGGCGGAUACUUGAUCACAGCACCAAUACCAGAUGACAUUCUGAGCACCACAGCCUACUUGACAAUAGAAAUAAGUUUGAAACUCUCACCUGACUUUAAUCUGAGUUCGUCUGUCAUAUGGAGCUAUGCACAAGCCAGAAUCUUUGCUGUCCUUGUUCAGAAUGGAUCUCUAGCAAUAUAUUUCCGUGGCACAGUGACUGUGACCUCACUACAGGUACAGCUUGAUGUGUGGACCAGCCUUGCUGUGGUGUACAACAGAGACAAGGGCAGUGUAACUCUGCACUAUGUUUGGCAAGACAAGGGCAUUGUCAGACAUGUGUAUGACAUUGUGGUGGUGGGGAUUGGAGCAUUCCCUGGCAAUGGAACACUGGCUGUUGGCGUCUGGCAAAUAACAACUGACAAUGUGCCAUACCCAAAAGUAAGUCAGCUCCUUGGCAUAGUCCAAAGAGUGCUUAUUUGGAGGCGCCAUCUAUCACCAAUCAACAUUGCAAACAGCUGGCUUAACAUUCAUUUGACAUCACUUCCUGGACUUGCACUUGGGUGGUUGAUCAACCCUGGUUAUGGAAAUCUCAUCAGUGACAUCGUUAGGUCCCACCGCUUGACAGCUUCCAUCAGUGGCACUACCUGGGUACACAUCUCACUGAGUAUAAAUGUUUAUGUGGCAAUUUCUACAUCAAGAGCAUCACUAGUAUACACAGAGGCUUCCUCAUUCUGCUCCUCUCUUUUCCAAAGUUCAUCUAUUUCUGGCCCUUGUGGCAGCCUGACUGCUUCAGCCAGCUUCUAUUCUGCAGCUUGUGCUCAAGAUAUCGUUUCAGGGCAAAGCCGUGACUGGUCCAUGUCAGCUGUUGUGACCUUUGCCACACAGUGUAAGACAGAGAACAAUCUGGCAACGUGGCCGGCCCAACUUCUGUGCAAUUCUUUCCCAUCUCGACACUUCCCUCUGUGGGUUGGGAAACAGUGCAACUUGCAGUGUGUUUUUGGUCAGUUUGAUGAUCUGACACAAUCCUGCCAGUGUGACAAUGGAUACAUUGGAGAAAAAUGUGACACUAGGUGCCCUGGCUACCAAGGGAAGGACCCUUGUAAUGGACACGGAAAAUGUGAUCAAGACACAGGAAGGUGCUCCUGUAAGCCACAAUGGUCUGGCAACAGUAACUGCAGUGCAUGUGCCCCUGGUUUUCAAGGUAAGGACUGCAGCAUUGUUGAUUCUCAGCCUCCAGAUGAGCCACCAGCACAAGCCACAUGUAGUGCAGCCCAGGGAGUGGACAUUUUCCUCUUUGAUGGCCAUGGCAUUACAGUGCGAGAGCUGAACACCUACUACCUUUUCCAGCUAGAUGCCAUCAGUGUCCAGAUAUCCCUUGCUGCAUGCCCCAUUCCAAUGCAGUCCCAGCUCUGUAUCACCAGUGUUAUGAUCAAACUGCAGAGCACAACAGUCGCUGUGAUCUAUGUAAGGCCAAAAACUGCCACCGUGUCUGUUAAUGGCCAGACUGUUGAUGCCAGCAAAACAAUUUCCAUUCCUGUCAAUGAAUGCCAGGUGACAGUAGCAAAAUCUAACCCAUGGACCUACACCAUCGCUAUCCCUGAGACAGAUUUCGUGAUGAGUGUCAGUAUUGCAAACUCUCUGUCAGUGACUUUUGGCAUUGACUCUAAGCUUUGUUGUAGUCGCACAGCAUCUGGACUUUGUGGAAACUGCAGCUGUGCCUUGUCUUCCAAUGUCUUUCCCUGUGGCCUUCAAGUCCCAGUUGCUGCACCUCCAGCAGAUGAGAACAGAUUGACUGUUGGCCCAGAUGAUGAUCAAAAUACAAUUAACUCAAAAGUUCAAAACACUGUGGUGCCCCACAAUGAGAGCAGUGUAGAUGGAGGCACUGGCACACCACUAUACAAAAAUGGCAUGGGACCUGGAAAAAUGAUCAAGUUUGAUGAUUCAUCAGCGAUUACUGCACCACUUGAUCACAUUCAGUUCUUGCAAAGCAUUGAGUUUCUGAUCAAGACCUGUCCAGAAACAGCAUGCAGAGGUGUGAUUCUUUCCUAUGCCACAAAGAGAUCCUUCACUAUUCGACAUGGUUCAUCCAUUAUCGUCUCCUACAGUGGCAACCGCAUAGACACAGGACUAACUUUCAGCAACAAUACCUGGCAUAUGUUGACCCUGACCUAUUCCCCAGGAGACCAGAUACUAAGCGUUUAUUUGGCCAGAGGAAAGGAUAACAUUCUUCGCAAAGAUCUGCCUUUGGAUAGUGAAGCACUUCAGGGUGGUGGGCAACUGUCCCUAGGAAAAUGGGUGCCAAGUCUGGAAAGUGACCGGGAACAGCCAAGAGAGGGCUUUAGGGGCAGCCUGGAUGAGUUCCGCAUCUGGAGCAGGUACAUUGAUAACACUGAGGUUGCUGAACACUGGAAUGUGAACUACCUAGGCACUGAAAAUGGACUUUCUUACCUGUGGAAAUUUGACGACAUCCAACAACAGACAGAAACCAAAUCAGUUCUGGAUAGGGUUCGUGGUCAUCCACUGCUCCUGCCAGAUCCUCCAUUCCCUGCUGCAGAAUUAGUGUUCUCAGAUGCUCCCAUACCCUACUUAACUUCCAAGACAAAUAUCACAUUGCCAGUUUCGGGAAAGAGCAGCUCAUCACGAAAAAAACGACAGACAGUGGUCAUCAGCAUGGACCAGGCACAGUACCAGCAGUGUGAAGAUGUCUUUGUCAACAGUCAGUUUGGCAGGGAUUGCAAGAAUGCCAGCAGCUCUGUGCAGACACAGUACCUGUUCCAGUGCUAUUCAGCCAUGCAGCAGUCAGGUGGAAAUCUUGCUGCAAUGGAAGAUGCGAUACUAGGCUAUGCCUCCUACUGCCAACAAAUCAUGAAGCUAACUUGGUGGCCUGCCCAGUCAUUGUGCACUGAUGCUCCACAGGUUGCUUCAGUCACUGCUGUACAAAGUCUGUGCGGCGUGCCCUGCUACUUUGGAACAAAAUCAACCGCAACCCCUGACACCUGUGUGUGCCAGUAUGGUUACUGGGGAUCGGCUUGUGACCAGGCAUGUCCAGGAGGGGCCGAAAACCCUUGCUCUGGCCUUGCUACCUGCCAACAGCAGACAGGAAGUUGCCCUUGCCCCAUCAACAGACAAGGAGCUGCCUGCAUGGCCUGCACAGCUGGAUGGCUUUACAAAGACUGCAAUAUUUCAGAGCUACACACUUCUGUAACCACUGUCAGUACUGUACCAGUAUGGCUUCAGCCACUUGGACAUGUUGUAAAUGCCGAUGGGUUAGGCUUUUAUGUGUCUGAACCGGACAUUUACACUUUGCUGGCCCUCGGAGACAGAGUAGUGGUGCAGGGGAAGUUGGUAAGGUGCUUUCAAAAUUUCACUUGCAUGACCUUCAUGUCUGUUCUGGUUGGCAACUCAUCACAUGGCCAUGCUAGAAUCACUAUUCAUGCAUCAACAAAACCCGACGGAAACCUGAAGUGUACAUUGGACUCCACCUAUACAGCACUGGACACUGAUGUGUUUUUCUAUGGAUGCAAUCUUUCACGCAAAUCUCUCACAGAAGUUGUUGUCAGGAUAACAGACAUUGAAAUCCUCAUAAGCACUUCAGGAAUCUACCUGACUACAUCUAUUACCAUGGCAACAAGCUUACUCCCUUACACCCUUGGUCUCUUGAGUGGUUCUGGGUCGCCAGAUGCAUCCCAGAAACUUGUGCACUUGACAUCAAUCCAUAACACAGUCUCUCUUGAUUUCUGCCGUGGAGGAGUGACACAGCAAGCGGCACAAACUUCACCUUCUGGAACAGGACUUUUCACAGGUUUGUCAAUGGCAACACCAGUGCUAACUAACGGCACCUUCAAUCUAUCAUCUUACAGCACCCCUGAAUGUGAUGUCUUCAUACAUUUCCCUUCCUUGCCUCACAGAAUUCAACGUAAUAGUGGGUACAGCUUGCACCUCAACAACUCAGCAGCCUAUACCAAUUUCUCACUGGCAGACACAAACUUGAAUGUGUCCAUUGAAUUCACAGUACGAAUGCUUCAUCUGGAAAAUAAGCGUCAGGCAAUGUUAGCAUUCACAAAUGACAAUGUUUUCCUUGUUUCACUGAUAAAUGCAACAGUUUAUGUUGAAGCUACAAUGCCAUCUGCAAUGGGUGUUGAAAUUGCCAUCAGAGACACAAACAUUCAACUGGAACUUGGCCAGUGGAACAAGAUUAUCUUGACCUACAAUGGUGUCACAGCAGAGCUUACACUUUUCCACUUCAACAGCUCUGCUUGGCUAGAACGACGAGACUUCGUCAUUGUGCCAAGAAUCUUCUCCGCGCCAGGUGUGCUUUCCCUAGGAAGCUGGCAGCCACCCCAAGAUGGGAAGCCCCACCCACGCAUCUACCCAUUUUCUGGAGAGGUGGAGAACUUUCUCAUCUGGGAGCAGGUUAUUGAGCCAAACCUGGUGCUAGAUCUCUGGUUGAUGGACCCUGCCAUUGCCCGCUCUGCACUUCACUUUUCCUGGACCUUUGACGAAGGACAAGGCUUGACCUCUGUUGAUACCAUCAAAAAGGAGACAAUUGAUCUGCCAACACCACCUUUGCUGUCACCAGCGUGGCUUGUUUCUGACUUGACCUACACAAUGACAAGAACGAGCGAAGAUGUGUUACAGACAGUUCUUGGUGCAGAUUUAAAUAAGAUUGCUUUGAAUACAGAUUCAUGCAAAGUUUUCAUCAAAGAUCAGUCUUUGGCAGGCUGUGCAACCAUCAGUCAAGCAACAAAAGACGACCUAUAUGCUCUUUGCUCUUAUGCCAUGAACAUCAUUGAUUAUAGACAAGCUGCUCUUAGUGUCAUUUUCAGCUACUUGUCCAUGUGCACAAACUCUGUUUCACCAUCACCAACACUUGUGCAUGCAGUCUGUUCUGCUGAAGUUCAGUGGCAGGAAACUGCAAUCUGCUCUCCUGGCUGCGUGUUUGGAACAUCAGUCACAACCUCCCAGGCAGUAAACAGUAGCCAGUGUUCAUGUGCACAAGGUUACUAUGGUGCAUCAUGCCAGUUGACUUGUCCAGGAGGAUCUAAUUCUCCCUGUAACAAUCAAGGAUCAUGCCAAGCAGAUGGAACUUGUAUCUGCAGCUCCAACUGGAAUGGCUCUGCAGCCUGUGAGAGCUGCACCUCUAACUACACUCUGGAGCAGAUUGUUCAAUACACCUGCUUAGCUCCAUUACAAGUAACUGGCUAUGACAUCUUGUUCUACUCAUCUUUAUACACUGGCACUGUCUCCACAGCAGCAGGAUUUUCUCUGUCAUUCAACGGAACUUCUGGCUGGUCAGGACCCAUCAUUACAAAUACUGAAACUAAUGAACUUACUGACUUUACUAUCAGUGUGCACAUAAAACCACUGGACUAUGGAGGGGUCAUAGUUUCUUUUGGAAAGAACACAUCAUUUUCCAUCAUCAACAGCCUUCCCAUGAAAGUGAAAUGUGGAAGAACAGAGCUUGUAGUAGGCCUUGUGACCCUGAAUGUCUGGAACCAGCUAAUUAUAACAUUUCUGAAAGGGGAAGAAACUUACACAUCUUCCUUUACAACCAGAAUACCACAAUUCAGCACCAAGCCUUUUCCCAGCAGUGUUCACACAGCAUUGAAUGGUGCUCUGAUGUCUGUUGGUGAGCUAGUGCCCUCCCCUGAGGACCCAGUGCACACCCUGAGUGAGAUGUUUGCUGGUGAAGUUGAUGAGCUGGUGGUGUGGUCCAAUCCCAUCCCUACAGCUGUGAUUUACCAGGUAUACGACAUGGAUGUUGAUGGGACAGCUUUCCGCACUCUUCUUUCUGUUCUUCUGAAAAUGAAUGAAGGGCUUGGCACCACAGCACACGACAUUCUCCCGCAGGCAAAUAAUGUUUUUCUCCCACCAUCUCCAUGGCCAGCCCCUGUGUGGACUCUGUCCGACCUGCAGCUUCAUCCUCUACUUCCAUCGCUUUCAGUGGGUGCAUUUACAAUCACAAACCCUACCAAUGUCUACAUUUGUGAUGCAUUCUUCCAGGCAGCUGCAGUUGCAAGAACUUGUUCUUCAGAAAUUGCCUUCUGGUACAGAGCCAAGUGUUUUGCACUUUCAUCGGAGGCAGACUAUGCAGAAGGCAGCCUAAUUGCAAUAGCUUCCUACAUGAACCUCUGUAGCUUGAGCAACAUGGACAUGACACGACUGACUGAUGUAGUCUGUUCUUUAAAUAUGUCAACACCAAUGUGGCUGCGUCAGCAGUGUGUUGGAUGCAAGUUUGGAGCAGUUGCAAAUAUGUCUUUUGGUUAUUCUUAUUUAAAUGGAACUUGCAGCUGUCUGCAAGGCUUCUGGGGCAACAAAUGCCAAAAUGAGUGUCCAGGAGGAAGCCAGAAUCCUUGCAGUGGACACGGAAAGUGCGCAGAGGAUGGAACUUGCUGGUGUGACCGCCACUGGUCAGGCAUUAACUGUUCCUCCUGUGCUCUGGGCUGGGAGGGAGAAGACUGCAUCAUCAACAAAGCAGCCAACCCAUCCUCCGUAACACAGACUGUCUUUGCUCAGGUUUCUGCUCAGGGUCAGGUGAUUACUUUUGAUGGUGUUUCCUUUGAUAUUUUGAGCUAUGGCCUGUUUUACUUACUUAUAAAUGCCAAUGCAAAACUGUCUGUUGCGGUCCAGAUUGUUACAUGUGACACCCAACUGCUCUCUUCCCACUGCCCUGCAUCAAUGAUCAUUGAGACAGAAAGCUCAAAGACUAAAACUGAGCUACAACUCAGGAGUCAUGGUUCGCUCUCUUCACUUCCUUUCCUUCACAUAUCCAUAGAGUUUCACGUGAAGCUGGAAACCAGAGCAGGCACCUUGAUGUCCUACAUGACUGCCUUGAACAACUAUGUUGUGUUUGCUUGCACCAGUACUGGCAUUGUCCUCAUUACACAGGAUGGUAUCUUCCCAACUGGACUUCAGAUUUCCACCCACCAGUGGGUGCAGGUUGUAAUUAUGCAAAAUUCUGCUCUAGGCACAGUGGAAGUGUAUGUGGUGCCCCCAUCAGGUGCAGUAUCUCUUAAGUCUGUUACAGUACACUCAAAUGUGUUUGUCAGUGGUGGGAUUUUAACAUUUGGGCAAAUACCACCAGAGCUGUCAAUAUCAGUUGAUGUUGGGGUAUUUCAAGGUUUGCUGGAUGAAGUGAGGGUUUGGUCUCGUCCAACCAAUCCCAGUAUUGUGGAAAAGACUUGGAGAAUGUCAGUUACGGACAGAACACCUGAUGUCCAUCUUCACUGGCCACUGAAUGAUGCUGCAGGAAUGGCAGCCUCUGAACGAAGGCUUGCAAAGACAAUGUAUGCUAUUGAUGUCCAGAACCCCCAACGUGGGUUGUUUCAGACCACUCUUACACCUAUUGCCACGCCUGGUUUUGAUGAGCUUGCUCAGCGAGACCAGCAAGACUUGUUUCCACAAUCUGUCUUCACUGAACCAAUGAUGAAUGCUUCUAGAUUUGCAGAGUCUCAAAGCACAUGUGCUGAACUUUUCACCAGUUUUGAAAAUACCUCUACAUGCGAUGGAGUGUUCCAGAACCUGCCAAGCAUGAAACAGUUGUGUGUUAACAUGGUGUACUCCACCCAAGACACCCAGAGUGCAGAGUUACUUAUUCUGUCUCUUGCUGAUUAUUGUGAGAAAACUAAAGGACUUUCAGCAUCACCAAUUCAGCAGCAGUGCAACAGCCUGCCUCAUCUAGGGUCUAUCUUGCCUUACCAUGGAGCAAACUGCACCCUCCUCUGCAUUUUUGGAAAGUUCUUGGAUGGAACUUCUUGCCAGUGCUUUGAGGGACACUGGGGUAGCUCUUGCAGUAACCUCUGUCCUUUCGGACCAUAUGGAGUGUGCAAUGCAAAUGGCAUCUGUAAAAGGGAUAGAGGACUGUGCACCUGCUCGUCACAAUGGCAGCAGUCAGCUUUGACAACACAGGAGUUCUGGACGGGAAAGGCAACAACAGAGCUCACAUAUGCCUGCACAGCUUGCACCAAACACUGGACAGGGGCAGACUGCAGCUACACAGUUCAAGUGCUGAAACAGUCUGUCACAUGGAGGGCCUCUCUGAUCUUUGGCAGCUACAUCACAACUUUUGAUGGUGCCAGUCUAAGUCUAGUAUCACCAGGAGCCUACCUGCUUCUCUCUGUGGAAAGGACAGUAGCAAAGAUUUUAUUUUUGCCUUGUCCUGGCAGUCGUCAGUGCCGGCUUAUCUCUCGCUUUUCAAUAAAAGUAGAUGAUGUCCUUUUACUCAUGUCAGUCUCCAAGACAAACUGGCUUGGAUUUACUGUGACAGUUCGCCAACAAGGUAGCUAUGAAAAAAUCACCUUCCCAAGUACAAAGAACUAUGAACGGAUGGACCUCAAAUGGCGAGUGGAAAGUUAUCUUAGAAUAUUGGUGGAUGGAAAACUCAGCAUCCUUAUCAGCAGCAGCGCCAGUGGCCUGAGUAUUGGUGCCAAGGUACACCAAGAUUGGUUUGGAAGAAUCCGUGGACUGCUGGGACAGGCAGAUGGCAACCACAUCAACGACCUUCAUUCCACUGCUACAUCUGACUCGGACCUGACUGCAGAAGAAAUAAACACACACCUGCACAAGAAUUUCAUGCUCAGUGACCUCGCUGAAGCUGAAGAUUUGUUGGAUGCUGUUGCGGGACAGAAUCUGACCACCUGUGGCCACAUGUUACAGCUGACAAACCAUAGCGUGCUUUUCACCAACUUAAAUGUCAUGAUAGUGACCCAGCAGUUGACCAUAACAUUCUGGCUCCACACUUACUCCUCAGUAAUCUCUGCAGAUAUAUUCCAAUUGAAAACAUCAUUGGGAUUGGUCACAGUGAAGGUUCACAUGGCUGAAAUCAUCAUUACGUGGCUGCAGACAUCAGUGAUUGUGUUACGUCCCCCACACACCACACUGUGGACACAUCUUGCUUUGUCCUGGGAUGGAAACAAAGGCAUUCUGAUGGUCUUUGCCAUUCAAGAAUAUGGUAUUGACUAUUCCACUGCAGCAACCAUCAGCCUUGGAGGAGCAGACUUCCACAUCAUUGGCAUGUCUCUCCUGGGACCACAGUCCACUUCAGCAGUGGAGAUUGACUUGGUUAGGAUCUGGCAGGUGGCCAAGUCUUUAGAUUCCAUAGCAGUGGACAUGAAAUCUUACAUGCCAAGCCAAGUUGUAGAUUCCGCAGUUGUCUGCCCCUACUCUUUUACUUUAGCUACCUUUGACGAGGGUGAAGGACUUAGUACCAACUUGUCUAUUCAUGGCAGUGGCAGCAGCAUUCUACCCUUACCCUCCAUAAUCAAGGGUCAGAUCACAGAUAGUCCACAGCUGUCAUCAGAAGCUCAAAGCAUCUGGGCACCAUCAACGAUUCCCGUGUUUGACGUCAUUCUUCCUCAUGAUCUGCCCUACUCACCAGACACAAGUUCUUCAGCCAAACUUUGCCUUAGCAGCAUAACAGAGGUGAAGCUUGUGCAGUACUGUUCAGAGCUGGAUGCCUUCUUUAGUCAGUAUUUGGAGGCUUGCAUUCGGGAACAUCAGCGCACUCAGAAUGUAAACAUCUCUCUCAUGAUAGCCAACUUGUUUGCCUUCUACUGUCAGACAACAAAUGAAGUUGAUGAGUGUGAGCUUGAUGGUUAUGUGGAUUUUUGUGCACCAGUUGAUAAUGUGUUUCCUGUUUGGAUUGUAAUAGUAAUUUGCAUUGCUGUGCUGGUCAUAAUUUGCAUCUGCUGCUGUUGUGUCGUCUUCAUUGUGAAGAAGAAGAAGAAAAACCAGAGCCGUACGCCAUGUGAGACAUCAUUUCGAGAAAUGAAUUCGGAGGAUGAAACAGCAUUUGAUAGAGGUAGUGAGAAUGUCAUUGACUUUGAAAAUUUAACAUAUGGUCGUCCAGAAAACAAGUUUUAUGGGGGAGCCAGACAAGCAUCUGAUGGCUUUGAAGAACAUUCUUUGGGAGGUGCAGGUGGAAGACAUACUCAAAGUAACCAGGACAUGUCAAGCAGCGAAGAUAAAAACAGGCAUGUAGAUAUGUUUAAGGCUGGUCAUCAAUCCAGGCAUGUGACUGAUCCUCAGAGGCCACACAGUGGUCAAAGCUUCAAGGACCAACCCCAUGUUGAGGCCUGGUCAGAACCAAAGAAGAAACAAAAGGGCAAGAAAAAGAAGCAGUCUGCAGCCGUCAGUGAUUAUCCAGCAAGAUCGCCAGAGAAACCUCUUGGGUUUUACACUUUCUGUGAUAGGAAAGAUGAUGUCCAGGCAGAUGUCUCUUUACCUGCAGCAACUGCUGCUCCUCAUGACACAAGACUUGAUAGGUUCACGUUCAAUGAGCUGGGCCAUCAGAUGCAAACCCGUAACACUUCUGCAUAUGGUGCAUCAGGAGGUCACACACAGAAGAUUGUCCUGGAUGAGCUGGAGAUAGAAUCUUCUCCACCCAUUGUUUUCAUGCAUGAUGAUGAUGGCAGCCGGCCCUCAAGCAGCAGCUAUGGGCUCAACGUUCGAAGACCAAGCACAAAAGCUUCCUCUGAACAUAUCAACCUUGCCUUCCGACAUGAUGAUGAUUAGAUGCUUAGCUUGGGUAGGAUGUGGAGGAAAAAAAAGAAAAAAA